Ectocarpus siliculosus is the source of this 2928-nucleotide messenger RNA. Lineage: Eukaryota; Phaeophyceae; Ectocarpales; Ectocarpaceae. The record is from the annotation of a GenBank genome assembly.
AUGGCUUCGCCGAGACGGGAUUUCUCCACUACCGUGAUCGCCGGCCUCGGCGCCGUCUUUUUUGCUAGUUUUGUCAACAGCCGCCGCUUUCCGCAGGAUCUCUUUCGCCCGCGAAACGAUCCGCGCGUCCUGUGCGAGUGGGGCAGCUUGACUAUUGCUCUCCACUGCCAGGCAGGGAGCAGGGAGCCCGAGUGCGCAGAGACUCCCCCAAGCAACAGGGUUGAAUUGAUCGGGCUAUCUCGCCCUGCGAGAGGGCUAGACAUGAUCCGCAACGUCUUGGUCAUGAAGAGUGGUCUGGUGCUGUUCUCACGAGAGUUUGCAAACACAGUGCAACAGCCGAGACUGCUGGGCUCUCUGCUGACGGCAAUGGUGGAGUUCUCCAAGGUGGCGGCGGGGAUGCAAGUGGCCUACGUCGAGCUAACCGGCGUGGGGGUAACGCUCGUGGGAAACGAGGCUACCAACACGUUCUGCGCUCUGUUCCACGACAGAGAAGACGGGGCGACGUUCGGGCGGCUCAUCGCAUCGGAGAUCCUCAACGCUUUCUUGGAGGCGCACGCGAAAGACAUCAAAGAGGCGUCUAGCCUCAACCUCAAGGACUUCAUGGCCUUCAAGUAUCGAAUACCCGGGAUCGUGCGAAAAUCUGUUCAACCAGUACUGGGGAAACUCGUGCACGUGAAGGGCAUCUUGAGAUGCGUGCUGGUGACGGAGACCUCGGAGACGUUUCAGACGGCGGAGAUUGACCAGCUGGGGUUGCUGGCCAACUUGCAGGCCCUUGUCGGCAUCUCCACAGACAUAAUGGCACAAGCGGGGAACGGGUGUGUGUCGAUGUCGCUGGAGAGCAGCAGCAACUCUAGAAUAUUGAUCUGGAGGAUAGACGCGUGGACGCUAGUCAUCGCCGUACACAAGUAAAGGCGGAGAACGGGAGGGGGGGGGGGAGUAGAAGCCCCUACCACGGAGAGAAGGAAACGUGUUGCACGCGAUGACGCGCAGCAGUCAAGCUCAGCCCACCACCGAGGAGACUGCGCCGCCGCACAGCGAGCGACAUGCAAAGGAGGUGUGGAAGCUGUGGAGGUGUACUUGUAAGGAGGAGACAGCAGUAGCGCCUCGUUCUACCCUCGCGUUUGCUCUCUCUCCGUCCCCUCCGAUUGGCCUUGCGUCGAUGCCUCUCCCCCGGGAAAUCAUUCUGGUUGGCCAAGAUACGUGUACAUAUAUGUACGCCCCGACGCACGCUUGUCCCUGGUCGUCGUACACGAGCGAGGCGGGUCGAUCUGGUCGGGCUGCGGCUGCGGUUCCGUCAAAGUGUGUCGGUUUUGUUUUGUGACGAUCGAAGUGAUUCGAUUUUGCAGUUUGGUGCGUGUACAUGCGGUCGCAGUUCGUGCCCGCCCGUUACAGAAGAAACUCAAGGGAUACUGAAGUAAAUAGGCCCGUACCUCUCGUUUUCAUAGCGCACGGAACCUUGCACGGUAGGGGGUGGUCGUUGUCUCUUGGGUUGUUUCUUGGUUGUGGCCGUGUUGGCGUAUGCGGGUCCGGCACGCAUCUGUUCACUUUUUUUGCAUCGCUUGUGCAUCAGAUGCAACCUGUUGCCUACCCUUUUUUUGUUUCUUCGCUUGUGGCGCUAGUAUACCCCCCCCCUCCCCCUGUGUGAGGCAAGAGGCCUGUUCCUGAUGGGGGAUAUUUCGUCCCUGACACCUGGCGUGUCGUUAGAGCUACGCACGCGGGAGGCAGGUUGUCUGGGACACGCGGCGUGUUGUUGUUGGCCAGGAGCAUGGGAAUCGGUCUUCUACGCUUGACGAGAGGACGAAAAGCUUCCUGCCUUGCUGGCCACCGAAAUGGUGUUCACUUUUUGAUAGUUGCGCCAAGAAGCGAGCAGGGGGGGGGGGGCGGAGCGAAGCGUUCCGCCGCCGCCCCCUCUACAAUAGGAAUAUUUAUUCGAAUUUGUUUGUACCAUCUAAGGACAGGGAGUUAUUACGUAGGGGAAGAACUCGUAAGGAGCAGUCUUGAAUUAGUAAACGCGCACUAAGCAUGAGUACGCAUGGAAUAAGUGGGAACAGGUAGAAGAGCGCGCCUCUAUGUUUUCUCUCAAUUAAUCUUAAAAGAAGGGUUAUUAACCCAUCGUAUGCCGCGGGGGGGGAGGGAGUGGGCGUACUCGUGAAUUGUAACUCUUUUUUUGUUUGUCGCGAGCACGUACAUGAAGUGUUCACCCGGGGUUUAACUUGGGAAACAAAGGCAUCAGCCGUCCGUUGUUAUUGGGUAUCGUUUUCUUAAAUUUUCCAGCUCCUGUUCCUUCUCUUUCCGGUCGAAGGGUCUCUCUAUUUUACGUAUGAGUUAGUCAGGGAUGUGUGGGGUUGUGUGCCCGUUACUUGUAGUCUAUAUGUUGCCGCGCCUCCGAACCUUCAACCUAUACCCCCUCGAUGCCUGUAAAGCGCUCGAUGAGGGCGGGGGCGCGGCACGUGUGUAUGUGUCAUUUUAAUCAACUUUUGUAGCAAAGUCACGACCGGGGCGAUUGAGUGUGUGAGUGACGACACUGAAGAUAACGUCACAGGAGCCCCCAAGUAGUGGUGUGUUCGCCAAGGCCGUACGUAGUAGCGUGUCGGCGUAGGCCUGCUAUACGCCGCACCGGUAUCCCUACGCAGCCGAACGAGGGUUGUGUCACCCUCCAGGCACGAGGUGCUGCGCCACCCAAGCGCAAUCUUCCUCCUGCCCUGUGUGCACGGAGGGGCGCCCGCCGUGAUGUGUGACGGGGGCGUUGUUGGUAGUUGGUUGGGACACGUCAGUCCAAAAAGGAUGCUUGCGGUCGAAGUUAAAAGGCGGUAGGGUGGUGUGUUGUUGUUGGAGGGUUGGCUUGGUAGACCAUGUACACUAUGUACUUCAUCUCUUUACUCCUAGGAUUUGAGUUUUUUUUUCUUAUUUAAGGACAUGGACAACCAU